Linum trigynum is the source of this 3396-nucleotide messenger RNA. NCBI's taxonomy places the organism in Eukaryota, Viridiplantae, Streptophyta, Magnoliopsida, Malpighiales, Linaceae. The record is from the annotation of a GenBank genome assembly.
AAACAAUAUAGCAUCCAAAACUUCAUAAAAGAAAGAUCCUAACACAUGGAACUAGGGGUUAAUUUCAUGGUUGGUCACUGAGAUUACAAAAAACGUUCAUGUUUGGUCACUGGAAAUAUUUAAAUCCAAUCUUGGUCACUCAAAUUAGUUAAAUGGUUCAAGUUUGGUCACUCUCCGUCCAACUCCGUUAAAUUUGUCUGAUGUGGCAGUCAACCCUCAAAGUUGACCGUUAACUCGGUGAUGUGGCAAUUAAAAAAUAAUAAUUAAAAUAAAAUUUAAUCUUUUACCAUUUCUAACUCAUUUUCACAAUAAAAUAAAAUAAAUUAUUAUCACAAUAAAUUAUAACUCGGUGGCGGAAGCAACCUUUCCUCCGGCAGUAAUCCUCCACCCACUCAACUAAGAAAUUACCUUGAAUUAAGUAUCACUUCAUAAGUAGCUAAACAGUGAACCCCUCUCUUUAGCGUCUCUUCCAAUUUUCCAGCGGGGGAGCCGUCGACUUCACCUCUAGGUGACCGGCGGCAACCCAACUUUCACAUUCUACAUUUUGCUUUUUUUUUUCCAGACCUUGUGGCUCUCUCCCUUUCUAUUAUGCUACUUCCCUAAGUGGAUUUUGCCAUGAACUUCUCUUUGGAGUUGUUUCCUCUUCCACAUUUCAGAUUUGUUUUCAGAUCUUGAAGUCUGUUCUCGGUUUGGUUCGGUUCUUGUUGGUGGGUGUCGGAGGGAGUCGUGUUUUGCGAUUUGUUCUCUCCUCUCAUGUUUCCGGCAUCUACCUCCACACGUUUCACCCAAAACUGGGGGUGAAUCGGAGAUGUAAAGCUAGUGUAGCCAAGGAAACAAAUCCAUGGAGUUGAGAGCAGGGACAUUCUUCUUGCUGUUGUGUUUUCGUCACUUGCUCAGAUCGGUGGGACUCUAUUUGCUCAUUGUUGCUCCCUUUCUGCUCGGGUCUGGGGUUUUUCCUUAUCUCACUGGCUGCUUAUCACGACUGCUCUUCCUCGAUCCUCCCCGAUCUAGCUUUGGGAGUUCGUGGUUUGCUGGUUGGUGGGUCUUGGGAGGGCUCUGGCUUAGAUCCUCUCAUGUUUGUCCCUCACUCUCGUGGUCCUUUCGUCGGAGGGGAUCUCCCUUUUGCUUUGUUCUCCCUCGCCCGUCCUUUGAUGGUGUCGUAUGGGUGCCGGUUGCAGAAAGGAAAAAAAGAAAACCGAGAGAGAAAGACAGAGGUGGUGUCAGCGGCGGAGGUACUCAUCCGACUUCCGGCGGGAACACGCCUAGAACCCCUUCCGUCUCUCCAUCCUCCGGCAAGCCGAUGAUUGACGAGUCAACGAGCGUUCUUCUUCAUCAUCAUCCUCAACACCAAAAACAGCUGCAGCCUCCUCCGGCGAUUGCACUGCCGCCCCCUCUUUUAACGGUGCCGCGAUUUAUGGAGCGAGGGAGAAGAAGGUGAGGUUCGAUCCGGAGAGGAUCGUGAUGGGCGGCUGCGCAACGGAAGCUACUCCUUCAAUUUUUGAUUAUAAUAAUUUUUUUUAUUUUACUUUAUUGUGAAAAUGAGUUGGAAAUGGUAGAAGAUUUAAAUUUUAUUUUAUUUAUUAUUUUUUAAUUGCCACGUCACCGAGUUAACGGUCAACUUUGAGGGUUGACUGCCACAUCAGACAAAUUUAACGGAGUUGGACCGAGAGUGACCAAACUUGAACCAUUUAACUAAUUUGAGUGACCAUGAUUCGAUUUAAAUAUUUCUAGUAACCAAACAUGAACGUUUUUGUAAUCUUAGUGACCAACAAUGUAAUUAACCCCAUGGAACUAGAGUUCCUCAAAACCUAAUUGAAGGGAAGUUACUCCAUAGAGAAGAGAGAGACUGCAGAAAUAUGAUCUAGAUCUUCGAUCUCCAUCUCCAAGCUUGAUUCCCGAGCUCCAAUGGAGAAGAAAUCCUCCAAAAUAGCUCCAAGAAUGUUCCCAAGUCGCUCUCUCUCUCUAGGCUUCGUCCCUUGGGUGUUUGGGAUCCAAAAACCCAGCUCUCCCUCUCCUUUGCCUCGAAAUUGGCUUAAAACCAGAAAUUCCCGGCUCACACGGCCGUGUGACUCUCCCAGCUGCCCGUGAGAGUGUCCAAACGCGACGUUUCGAUUAGUGGGCAACCAGGCAAGCUGCACGGGCAGAGGCCACACGGCCGUGUGGCUCCCUAGGCUGCCCGUGUGGCUUUUACCAAGCCUUCACAUGGCCACAAGGGGCCCUACACGGCUGUGUGAGGUGCAAUGGUGCCCGUGUGGCUUCCCAGCUUCUCACCAAACAUCCAAUCUUCGUCCAAUCGACCCCGAACUCGUUCCCAGGCCUUCAUUCAUGUGCUAGGACCUGAAAUAUCACAAACACGAACAACCUAGCGUGAAAUCGGCCUAAAAUGCGGGAAUCGAGCUCAAGAAUAGGGGUAGAAACAUGUGUAAUUAUUGGUCUAUCACCAAGAGAUAGAGGGGAUUACUCCAUAGAGAUAGAGUGGAAAGCUAUGCCGGGUGUGGAAAUCAUCGUGUAGACGGAAGAAUUCGGCACAGGGUCGUCAAUCGUCUCUCCUCGGGACUUGAUCUAGGGCACUCAAGGAUCUCUCUUCGUCAAUUUCUCUAUCUAAAGCUCUGUUUUUAGCUCCAAAGUGUGAAUGCCAUGUCAAAACCCGCGAUUGGCACUAAAUAACUCGAGUAUCGAACCCCUGGCCUGAUUACUCGAUCGGGUAAUUUGAUGAUAGACCAGGUUUUCUCAAAACGGCGCGCAACGGCGGAUAGUCAUUUGAGAGUUCUUUCUUUUCUUAGUCUGUUAAGAGAAGAGGGGAAACGCUGGAAAAAUAGAUAAAAAAAACACAAACACAAACACUUUUUCUUUCCUUCUUUAUUCUGUCAAAUAGAAGUAGAAGGCAAACAGAAGCCCGACAAGUCUGUACUGUAAUCAGCAGAACCCAGGUUCAUAUUCCAGUCUAAUGAUGCAUCAUUCCUUUACUACUAUUUUAUUCUCUUCUCCUACUCGUCCAUUUUUGUCAAACUAACUCUAUAUUAUUGUUAUUACCACUGCUACUAUCAUCCAUCAUAAUCAUCAUCAUCUAAACGUCACGAUUUCUACAUAAGAGUGAUUGAAAACUAAUCAAAACCCAGAUUUACUCUUCUAACUUGUCCAUCUCAUUCAGCUUUAUUUCACUUUCAGUUUUAGUAUUUACUUAUUUCAAGCAUAGUUACUUCAUUAAUUACAUUACCUUCAACAGCUAGCUUUCUACUUAUGAGUUAAGCUUACUAUUACACUUAAUCAGUUAUUGCCACUUACUAUGCUAUUUAGUUUCCCUCAUUUACCAUUCUUUUAGUUAUCUCGUAUUUUCAUUACAUAGAUAAAAAAAAUACGAUCAUCACGCGUAUGGAAUAAAAUAAUAAAUUCACC